Tetrahymena thermophila SB210 is the source of this 774-nucleotide messenger RNA. RefSeq lists its product as hypothetical. The transcript has a single exon. The record is from RefSeq and is a predicted model, not a curated record. NCBI's taxonomy places the organism in Eukaryota, Ciliophora, Oligohymenophorea, Hymenostomatida, Tetrahymenidae.
AUGGAAGAUCAAAACAUCACACCAGGCCAAAAAAGAAUAAAGAGUGGAGAAUAUAUUUUCUACAUUUUAGAAUAGUCAAAUAAUACUAUCAAAAUGGAAUGCGAAAACAGAAGAACUCAUCAAAAAUAUAGCAGUGAAAAUAUAGUAUUGAAAAAGUUAAAACCUGAAACUUUUUCAGUUGCUUUAGAAGGCACUUAAUCUAACAUUAAAGCUGAAAUAAUCAAUGCUGAUGCUUAAAUGAUUAUAAAAGUUAAUGUUAAUCAUGAAUUUUUACCUCUAAUUUCUGAAGAAGUUCAUCUAGUUUUGAUAUGUGAUUCAGAGAAUGACCCAACUUUACAAGUUCUUAAAAACAUGAAUAUUGAAGUUGAAGAAAUCAGAGAAGAAAUGAAGGAUAUUUGCAUUUCUCUAACUGAUAAUUUGGUUUAAGAUUUUAGCAGUAGCUCCUUGUCUACCUCUGCUCUUAAAGUUGCUGACUUCAAAAUGCUUAACAACGGAAAUUAUAUAGUAAGUUUGAACUACCAUAUCAAAUCAAGCUCAAACGAGCCUUAAAUUACAGUAAAUGCUACUUUUAAUGAUGGCAAUAAAAAUGAAGAAAAAGUUUAUAAUGAAACAGUCAACAGUACAUUUUCUUAUACAGGCUAUACAACUUUCUAGAAUAUCAAAUUCAUUAUUAACAGAAAUAAGGCCUCAUAGAAAAAUUUGGAAAUUAGCUUGUAAUCAUCUGCUUAAACAGCCAUUAACAAUGUUAACAUUAGUUUAUGUAAAGCAUAUUGA